This is a messenger RNA of Arabidopsis lyrata subsp. lyrata, 1789 nucleotides long. Its product is annotated as proline dehydrogenase 2, mitochondrial. Gene Ontology annotation, molecular function: FAD binding; proline dehydrogenase activity. Bases 169 to 1599 code for a protein of 476 amino acids. NCBI's taxonomy places the organism in Eukaryota, Viridiplantae, Streptophyta, Magnoliopsida, Brassicales, Brassicaceae. Gene Ontology annotation, cellular component: mitochondrion. The transcript has 4 exons. The record is from RefSeq and is a predicted model, not a curated record.
AUCUAUUACCACAUAUGUACACACACACAUAAAGUCUUGUGUGUAUAAAUACAUGCACCAAUAACACACACACACACAAACCCCAACACACAAAAACGCUUGUGAACAAAAAAAGAGAAACCAAAAAACCGGACAAAAGAAAGAAAACAAAACGUUCUUAAAGUUUAAAUGGCAAAUCGUUUCCUCCGACCAAACCUCAUCCACCGUUUCUCCACCGUGAGUCCCGUCGGUCCUCCGACCACCGUCAUCCCGGAGAUUCUUUCCUUUGACCAACCAAAACAAGACGUUGACCUAGAUCUUUCCGACCAAGCUCGACUCUUUGCUUCUGUCCCAAUCUCCACCCUCCUCCGCUCAACCGCAGUUCUUCAUGCUACGUCCAUAGGCCCUAUGGUAGAUCUUGGCUCAUGGCUCAUGAGUUCCAAGCUCAUGGACACGACCGUUACACGCGAUCUAAUACUCCGUGUCGUAAAAGGAACGUUUUAUGACCAUUUCUGCGCCGGCGAAGAUGCGGCUGCCGCUGCAAGGCGCGUGAGUAGCAUGUAUGAGUCGACAGGACUUAAAGGUAUGUUGGUGUAUGGCGUAGAACAUGCCGAAGACAGUGGCGCGUGUGAUGAAAACAUUCAGAAAUUCAUUGAAACCGUCGAAGCUGCUAAAACCCUACCUACGUCUCACUUAAGCUCAGUGGUGAUCAAAAUCACAGCGAUUUGUCCAAUGAAUCUCCUGAAACGAGUUAGUGAUUUGCUCCGGUGGCAAUACAAGAACCCUAAUUUCAAACUUCCAUGGAAACUCAAUUCAUUUCCGGUUUUCUCUGGUUUAAGUCCUCUCUACCACACUACUUCUGAACCGGAACCAUUAACCGCAGAAGAAGAACGAGAGCUAGAAAAAGCUCACGAACGCCUCAAAUCCGUCUGUAAAAGAUGUCAAGAAUCGAACGUACCGUUACUAAUCGAUGCCGAAGACACAAUUCUCCAACCGGCGAUUGAUUACAUGGCUUAUUGGUCGGCGAUUAUGUUCAAUUCUGACAAAGACCGACCUAUAGUUUACAACACGAUUCAAGCCUACUUGAAAGAUGCAGGAGAGAGAUUGCAUUUGUCUUUACGAGAAUCUGAGAAAAUGAAUGUUCCUAUUGGGUUUAAAUUGGUGAGAGGUGCUUAUAUGUCUAGUGAAGCUAGGUUAGCAGAUUCCUUGGGUCACAAGUCACCGGUCCAUGACACAAUUCAAGAUACACACAAUUGCUACAAUGACUGUAUGAGUUUCCUUAUGGAGAAAGCCUCAAAUGGAUCAGGCAUUGCGGUCAUUCUAGCGACGCAUAACACCGACUCCGGUAAACUAGGGGCAAGGAAAGCAAGUGAGCUAGGGAUCGAUAAAGAAAACGGGAAGAUCGAGUUUGCACAGCUUUACGGAAUGUCGGAUGCAUUAUCUUUCGGAUUGAAAAGGGCCGGUUUCAAUGUGAGCAAGUACAUGCCAUACGGGCCGGUGGAUACUGCGGUUCCAUACCUUAUCCGGCGGGCAUAUGAGAACCGUGGUAUGAUGUCUACAGGAGCUCUAGACCGCCAACUUAUGAGGAAGGAGCUUAAGAGAAGAGUUAUGGGUUGGUGAUUGGUGAAGACGGAAGAUAUAUAAAUGUGUUUCAUUCAUGGAAUAAUUAUAAGGCAAAUAUAGAUUUUAAAAUUAUAUAAAUGGAGUAGCAAAAUAUCUGAAGUAGGUUUUGAUCACAAAAGGGUAUCAUCCACAAAUGUAUACAGUAAUUCCUUAGUGAUCAAUGAUAAUGUAAUUUGCAUAUUUCAUU